GCGAGAGAGAGACACACUUUGGGGCAGCUGCGCGAGAGAGCGCUGCAGUCACAGUUACGUCACGGAGGACACGUAACGGCACUGCUUGAGUCGGACCGGAGGAGACAGACAGACCGGGUUGGCGGAGCAGAGACAGCAGGGCCACUCUCACCCGACACCGACACUUCCUGCUCAGAGAAGACCGCUUCUUCAGGGCCAAUGGACUGCGUUAGAAAUGCACCGGGGGAAGAUUGCCGAUGCGUCAUUAUUGAAUGUGCCAAUGAGCUGCAGCAAGCAGCCUGAAACUAUUGAUUUCUGCACAGUGUUGACACAGAAGACCAAAUAUAGAAAUGGUGUUCAGAGGCACAAUAGUAGAUGCACCGGACUUUGAUCCCAGCGCUGAUGCUGAGACCCUUUACAGUGCUAUGAAAGGCAUCGGUAGUGACAAAGAGGCCAUCCUGGACCUGGUUACUUCCAGAAGCAAUUCACAGAGGCAGGAAAUUAUUGAAGCAUACAAGUGUAACUUUGGAAAGGACCUGAUUGAGGAUCUGAAGUAUGAGCUGACAGGCAAAUUUGAGCGUCUCAUCGUCAGUCUGAUGAGAACUCCGGCCUACCAUGAUGCCAAAGAAAUCCAUGAUGCAGUCAAAGGAACUGGAACCAAUGAGAAGUGCCUGAUUGAAAUCCUGGCGUCUAGAAACAACCAACAGAUACAUGAGAUGACUGCAGCAUACAAGAAUGCCUAUGGCAGAGACAUGGAGGAGGACAUAAUCAUGGACACUUCAGGUCACUUUAAAAAGAUGCUGGUUGUUUUACUUCAGGGGACCAGAGAUAACUCAGGAGUGGUGGAUGCGGACUUGGUGGAGCAGGAUGCACAAGACCUGUAUGCAGCAGGCGAGGAGCAGUGGGGGACCGAUGAGGCCAAAUUCAUUAUGAUCCUGGGAAACCGCAGUGUGACCCACCUCCGCAUGGUUUUUGAUGCUUACGAGAAGAUUGCAGAGUUGUCCAUCGAGGACAGCAUAAAGAAUGAGCUGUCUGGAGACUUUGAGAGGCUGAUGCUGGCCGUUGUCCAGUGCAUAAGGAGCGUCCCCAUGUUCUUUGCCAAGCACCUUUACAAGUCAAUGAAGGGUCUCGGUACAGCUGACAACACCCUGAUAAGGAUCAUGAUUUCUCGCUCUGAAAUAGACAUGUUGGACAUUCGAGAGUUUUUCCGCCUCAGAUACGAGAAGUCGCUUUAUAACAUGAUAAAGGAUGAUACAUCAGGUGAUUACAAGAGGACUCUGCUCAAUCUGUGUGGAGGAGAUGAUGACUUAGCUGGAGAGUUCUUCCCUGAAGCUGCUCAGAUAGCCUACAAGAUGUGGGAAUUAAGUGCCAUGACCAAAGUCCAGCUAAGGCCAACAGUCCGCCCCGUAGCCAAUUUUGACCCUGCUGCUGAUGCACAAGCCCUGAGGAAAGCUAUGAAGGGAUUCGGAACAGAUGAAGAUGCAAUCAUUGACAUUGUUGCACAGAGAAGCAAUGCCCAGAGGCAGGAGAUCAGACAGGUGUUCAAAUCCCUGAUGGGAAGGGAUCUGAUGAAGGACCUGAAGUCUGAACUGUCAAAGAACUUAGAGAGGCUGAUCAUCGGGCUCAUGUUGACCCCUGCAGAGUUUGAUGCCAAAAUGAUGAGGAAGGCAAUCGAGGGGGCUGGGACAGAUGAACAUGCUCUGAUCGAGAUCCUGGUCACCAGGAGCAACAAGGAAAUACAUGCCAUGGGUGCUGCCUAUAAGGAUGCCUAUAAGACGUCUCUGGAGGAAGCCAUUCAGUCAGACACAUCAGGCCACUUCUGCCGCAUCCUUGUUUCUCUUGUACAGGGUGCAAGAGAGGAGGACCCUGCGGAUGUGGAAAGAGCAAAUGCAGAUGCGCAGGAACUUGCCACUGCAUGCAAUGCAGAAUCUGAUGACAUGGAGAUGAAGUUCAUGAGUAUUCUGUGCACCCGGAGCCACCCCCAUCUCAGGAGAGUAUUCCAGGAGUUUGUCAAAUACACCAAUAAGGACAUUGAACAAAUUAUCAAAAAGGAAAUGUCGGGAGAUGUGAAAAAUGCCUUUUACGCAAUAGUUCGCAGUGUAAAGAACCAGCCCUCUUAUUUUGCAGACCGUUUGUACAAAGCCAUGAAGGGCCUUGGCACGGACGACAGGGCGCUGAUUCGCAUCAUGGUGUCCCGUAGCGAGAUCGACCUUUUCAACAUACGUAAAGAGUUCAAGGAAACAUACGAUGUCUCCCUUCAUGAAUUCAUCCAGGUAGAAACUAUGAUUGGUGAUACCUCAGGAGACUACCGUAAAACCCUGCUGGUGCUCUGUGGAGGGGAAGAUUAACCUUGCCAUGUCCCUGCAGCUUUGCUCACAGACUUCAGAGACGAAAAGUGAUCACAAAGUGAAACUGUGGUGGUUAACGUCAGCAUUUAUAGUCAGUGUUCCCAACUGCUGCCACUUCUCAGCCGAAACCAAGUGACCUAUGACCUCCCAAACUUCCAAGCCAGUACUCUGCUCUCGUGUCUGAUCGUCCUGCCCGUCUGGAUGAUGUCUUUCUUUUUUUUUUACAGAGUCAUAUGUAACAUUAAGAUGUCCACAUUAGCAUAGAAAGGAGCUUCACCUGUACACCAUAUUUGAGUCUAGUAAGUGCUCAAGCAGUGCCUUUAGAUUGUUGGCUGUCCAAUGAUUACUGUGAUUUUAAGGUAUUAGAUAUUCCUGAAUGAAAUAAAUUAAAUUAAAAAGUGUUGUCUUCUUUCUUCCUUCUUACACUUUUAAUGUAAAAAAAACAAAUCAGUCUCGUUAGGCCUUUCAACCACUCUGCUCCUUUACAUUCAAACACACUGUAGAGGUAUAGAAUGACUUCCUCAGCUCCCUGACGACCGACCAUCACUGAACAAAUGUCUACACUUCUACGCAUUUAAAUGAGCAAAGAUAAAAUAUGUCAUUUACACUUUGCUGUAUUAACAUUACACUUCAUUUCACGUCUCAGUUGGAUUUGUAUACUUCUUACUGCAGAAAAAAAAAAGUACAAGACAGCUGUCUGUUCUUGUCAGUGUCUCAGUUCAGUGCAUAUGUGUGAGUGCAGCUGUUGUCAGGCCAUCUUUGAGUUAAAAGAGGAAAGAAGAAAAAAGUUGUAUGUGGCGAGGAAAUCCCCUGCAGUACGCCAAAAUCCAAGGCAACAAAUAGAGUCUGCAGCAGUCAGUCACACUCCAGUUUUAAUGGCACACCCAACCUGAAAUUGGCCCAUUUGCUGAUAAUUAUAAAAGAUUAAGAGAUUACUUCAAUAGCACAUUGUUAAUACGCAGUUGCUGUCAAAAUGUACACUUUGAAAUUCCCUUUUGAUAGCUGGGGGAACUUUGUUCUGUGGUGUCGUUCAGAACAGCUUGCAGAGCAUUUACCAAAUAGACUGUAGUUUAAAUAUGUCAAAGCUGUUGCGUCCUCAGAGAGAGUCAUGGGUGUUGCUCUAGCCUUUGACUUUUUCAUGUACAGUCUCCAUGAUUAUGGUGGCAUCAUGAUGUGAUCAUGCAAACAAGCCAUGUACUGUACUGCGUGAACUUCACAGCAUUUACAAGUUGGUAUAUAUAAGAGGUCCUUUUCAAAUUUUUCUUGAAUGCUGCUCUUGGCAAGUCGU
Molecule: messenger RNA, 3615 nt
Organism: Xiphias gladius (swordfish)
Lineage: Eukaryota; Metazoa; Chordata; Actinopteri; Istiophoriformes; Xiphiidae
Gene: anxa6
Product: annexin A6
Exons: 26
Coding region: 330-2327 (665 amino acids)
Biological process (GO): plasma membrane repair; growth plate cartilage chondrocyte differentiation; neural crest cell migration
Cellular component (GO): focal adhesion; cytoplasm
Molecular function (GO): calcium channel activity; actin filament binding; ligand-gated monoatomic ion channel activity
Source: RefSeq, a predicted model, not a curated record